AUAAUACACCAACAAGUUUAAGACAAAUUUUUGUCGUUUUGCUUGUUAUAAUUUGAAUGUCUUCACCGGAAUCCACCCUGCAUGGGCUUUAUGACAUUUUUAUGCAUUUUGACUGACCAUCAAAGCAAUAGUUUGGCGACAUGAACAAAAUGAAUGGGACUCAAGUGGAACAAGUGACAUAGUUUGAAAACCUCAUAUGCAAAUUUCUCAAACUAAAGAAUGUGAACAGCCUUGGCUCUUGGGCUUCCCACCUUCCGUAGUUAACACUCAAGGGUCCCAAAUCCCAAUUUGGCAAUUUGUCAGCCCCGUGGGAAACCUACAUUUCAAUGGAAGAAAAGGGUUUUUAAGGGAAAAGGAAAAAACUUCCUUAAUACUUACGCUUAACCUUUUCCAGUAGACAACCAAGCGAUAAAAGCAUCUUGUGUGAUGCAAAAUUAUUUUAUUAGUUCUGUAAUUUAAUUUCUUUAUUCGGAUUGGGCUUGGAUUUUUUGCAUAAGCUGAUACAAUUCAUGCGCGUAAAUGUCGUCAAGUGAGGUGCAGUGGAAUGUUGGUAUUAUAAAAUAAUUCAUUAUUGUAAAUAUUAAAGAGGGAAUCGGAAUUCCAGGGAAAGUAAAAUGGGAUUUCUCCUCUGAUUCCUCGUCUUCCUCAAUCCCAAUUCCAAAUUCAGUAACUCUAUUAAACAGGGGAUAGAAAAUUUGUUUGUGUGAUUUUUAUUUUUUUAUUUUUGAAAAAAAAUGCUGCGCAGAGUGAUGGGGCGGAAGAGGAAGACCGGUGAAGUUCCGGUGUACCUUAACGUGUACGAUCUCACUCCCAUGAACGAGUACGCGUACUGGCUUGGCCUUGGAGUCUACCAUUCUGGGGUCCAAGUUCAUGGAAUUGAAUAUGCAUUUGGUGCUCAUGAACAUUCAACAUCUGGAAUAUUUGAAGUGGAACCAAAGAAAUGCCCUGGAUUCACAUUCAGAAAAUCAAUCUUGGUUGGAAAAACGGAUUUGGGUCCCAAAGAGGUCCGUGCAUUCAUGGAGAAACUAUCAGAGCAGUACUCCGGAAAUACCUAUAAUCUCAUUGCAAAGAACUGCAAUCACUUCUGCAAUGAUGUUUGUGUUCGGUUGACCAGCAAACCAAUACCAAAAUGGGUGAAUCGACUUGCUCAUCUGGGCUUGUUCUGCAACUGUGUUCUACCGGCAGGUUUGAAUGAGACUAAAGUUCGGCACAUUAAAGCUGAGGAUGGGGUUUAUGUGAAGAAAAAGCUAAGAAGCAAUUCAAGUAGGUUUGCGUCUUCUGAUCUAUGUCAACCAGCGGAAAAUCCUUCAAGAGGUAGCAAACAUCGAAACCAUCAUCCUGCUUCUUCAUCUUCAUCUUCAUCUUCAAAGCGUUCUAGUUCACCAUCAACUACCAAGCUUUAAUUAUUUAGGGUGUUCAAUUAUCUAUUCAAACAGCAAGAUUGUCCAUGUUUCACAUUCUUGUUUUAGUUUUUGAUGAUCAGCAGUUUAAUGAUAACAGAAACAGCUGCUGCAUGACAAGUCUUGCAUUAUUUAUUUCCUUGUACAGUUUCCUGUUGAAUGAACAAUUAUUGAACUGUUACAGUUAUAAACUAAAACCUCUGAAAUUAACCAA
This is a messenger RNA of Olea europaea var. sylvestris, 1614 nucleotides long. Its product is annotated as deSI-like protein At4g17486. The record is from RefSeq and is a predicted model, not a curated record. NCBI's taxonomy places the organism in Eukaryota, Viridiplantae, Streptophyta, Magnoliopsida, Lamiales, Oleaceae. Gene Ontology annotation, biological process: protein deubiquitination. The transcript has 3 exons. Gene Ontology annotation, molecular function: deubiquitinase activity. The coding region runs from base 735 to 1403 and encodes 222 amino acids.